ACGUACUUAUUAUUUACGCGUACGCGAUAUAGAUCUAUAGAUGUUUUAUUUGUUGACUUGACUUUGCUGUUGAUGACUUGUAUGUUGUUUUACGUGUACUCAGUAAAUUUCUCGCAGUCGUGUGAAUAAACGUCCUGAAUCAUCUAAAAUCAUGUAAGAAAUUAAGAACUCAAUAAAUUUACAUGUAAGUGAUGAAAGUGAUGGAGCAAUAAUUUAAAUAAAACUUAGUUAUAUUCGCUAUUUGUAACAACAAUCAGAAUCAGUGGCAAGUAACGAGUGUUUGAAACUAUGAGUUAUAAUAAAAGAAUUGACCAAUAAUAUGGACGGUGAGGCAGUAGAGCAGUUAAACAACUCCCAGAGCAGAAUGGAGAAUGGGUUAGUCUACGAGCCAAUGGAGACAUCUGAACCAGAAGUUGGAGAAAUACCAGCAGAUAGUGACUCGCUUUCAAUGGAUCCUUCAACAAUCGACACCGACGGUGACACUUUUCCACUGAACAUCGAGGUCCCGUUUGUAGAAAACGACAAUAGCAUAGAAAAUAUAUCAAACACAUUAACAAUAAUAGACGAAGAUGGAUCAGCAGACGUCCACCUUGCCCAGGCGAUGUCUUUAGCUUCGAGUUCCCUCGAGUACGCUUCAGUUUCCGAGUACCGAGAGGCGGAAAAUCCAAGAGUCGAGUGUCUGCUGGGCCAACAUCGUCUCACCAGGACCGAACCAAAGCCUUGUCCCAGUUCAAGCUCUAAUUCUAUUUUAUUUUCUUCAGAAGCUCAAAGAGUACCUGAAGUAGAGCCUAGUCAGUUAAAUGAUUCUAAUAAUAAAAAUGAGUCCAAUAGGAGAGCUGAAACUUGGAGGUCUCAGGACGACGAGCUCGAUUUUAAGACCCCAGUACCUUCUUACGGGACUCCUGUAAAUCCAAAGACAAUUAAACGAGCCGGUCCCUACAUUCUGGGGCCACUUAUUGGAACUUCUCCGGUCAGAAGUAUUGUUCAAUGUCUCGCAAGGAAAGUCAGGACUGAUAAGUACUAUACAAUUAAAAUACUUACUCUUAAAAACGAAGGCGAAGAUGAAACUCAGGAUGAUCGUCAAGGAAAAAUGCUUCUGCAUGCUGAAUAUUCUCUAUUGAGCUUAUUGCAAAAUCAAGAUGGUGUUAUUCAUCAUCAUGGAUUUUUUAAGGACUCGGCAUUAGAAGAGAAAGUCGUUGGAAAAACUCGAAUUUACACUGGAAGAGUUGUACGAAGACUUUGUUUAGUUCUUGACUGUCUUACAGCUCAUGACUUCAAUCCACGGAACGAGGAGUUAUUAAAUCUCCAGCAUCACGUCAUACGAGAGAAAAAACUCUCUGAAAAAGAGAGCUUACUAAUAUUCACUGACACUGUUAGAAUAGUCGCGGAGUUGCAUAAAAAAAAUAUAGUCCACCGUGACUUAAAACUAGGAAACUUGGUAUUGAAUAGAAAAACGAGAAAAGUAACCAUAACAAACUUCUGCUUGGGCAAGCACUUAGCCAGUGAGAACGACCUUCUAAAAGACCAACGAGGCUCACCGGCUUACAUAUCACCAGACGUUCUGUGCGGUAAGCCUUACCUAGGAAAGCCGUCAGACAUGUGGGCGUUGGGUGUCGUACUAUUCACGAUGCUCUACGGGCAAUUUCCCUUUUACGACAACACUCCGACCCAGUUGUUCGUGAAAAUAAAGGCUGCCAACUAUCAGAUCCCUCCGGACAACCGGGUGUCUGAAAAAACAAUAAACUUGAUCCGGGAUCUGCUCGUCCUCCAACCAAGCCGCCGCUUGACCGCAGUUCAAGUGCUCGAGAGUCUCUCUGAAAUAAUCUACACCUUCAAAAGUCCCGUGAUUGUCGGCGAGGAAGAACAAGUGGUGCCGGACAUCAGCGACCUCAAAGAAGACCCGGUUGAAAAAAGAACCGAAGUAGUAGAGAAGUCAAAGCUCCGCUCUUCGGAUCUUUUCAAGCAGAUAAACUUCCGUGAGCAGAUGCUUCAGCUGAUGAACCAGUCCCAGAGUCUUCUGGUGCCUCGAGCUCGCUCUUACACUCAGAUUCCCGUGCACCGAGUUAACUCAGACCCUCGGGAGCUGACUCCAGCGGAAUUGGAGAUGUACCGGCAUUUUAUUCCCAAUGACCAGCGUCAGCACUCCCACGGUUCUAGUCGCCGGGACAAUGUCAUGAGAGCUCGUGCUGCUACUCGGUAUCGACCUGCGCAUCCUCGUCAGCCUCCGCCACAAAAUCAACCUCAACAAAAUCCACCUGAGAAUCUAGCAGCGCUGAACUCUAACAGUCAUUCUAACGCAAGUCGCUCGUUGAACUGGUGGUACCCUCAAAUGUCAGCAUCUAGGACAAAUCAGCUGGCGCGAACUGGUGUUGAAUCAAGUCAAAAUGCUAAUAACAAUUCCGCGCUACGGAAUUCUCCACUGGUGCUUGGAGUUCCAUUAGGAGCAGUGGGACCACAGAGCGAGUCUAUGAUUCUGAGACCUGCGGUUCCGCCUUACCGCGAGCCUGAUCUUUCGAAUUCCAACCCAAUAAAUGUAAAUGUAGGGAAUCAGAUUGAUAGUCAGAACAGUCAUAGCUCGGCUUCCAGCAACAGAUAUGAUCAUGCGAGAAUGUCCAUGGCUAUUAGAGCUUCGUUGAUGCGCCGGAGUCAAAGAAACGGUGAGCAAACUCGCUCAGUGGCUGGUGGUGUUAAUCGCUCUGUUCCUGGCAAUGGAGAAGAGACGCGCAGUCAUAGUCAUAGUCAGAAUCAGAAUCAGAGUCACAGUAGGUUUCGCGAGGCGAUUGUUAAUCAGAUUGUCUCGAUCAGAGCUAGGAUCCAGCAACAUAGGAUCAAUAAUAUUGAACGACAGAUUGAAAGUGUCAGGAAUGGAAUUCUAGCUAACUCCAGAAGUGGUGGAAGUAGACACUCCGUUGCUAGACGGAACUACAUGGCCCACUCGAGACAUCUGCCUUAUAUGACCAAUUUGAGAUAUUUAUCGACUAUUCGCAAUAUUUCUAAUGAUAUUUCGAGGACCAGAGCUCAAAAUAGUGAAGCUAAUUUAGAUUCUGUGAUAAAUAAUAAUAAUAAUAAUAAUAAUAAUAAUAAUAAUAAUAAUAAUAAUAAUAAUAACAAUAGCAUAAGUGAAAGAAGAAAUUUGGAUUCUAGAACUGGAAGUAAUAAUGAUAGAAAUAUGGGGCCUAACUUUGCAGACGCUUUACAGCAAAUAGCUACCAGACUUGGUCAAUCUAUGCAAUCAAGAGAGUCUAAUGAAAUUGGUAGGGAGUCUCGGUUAACUCACAAUCAGCAUAAUUCUAAUGAGUCUAUGCGUGACCAGAAUAACUAAUAAUUGAGUUUUUAAUUUUUGAAAAGAAAUUUGAGUACUAUAUCGCGUGCCUAAUGCCAAAAGGGCGUAUAAUUUUUUUUUGGUGCCAAUUGUUUUGUAAAUAUGUUCUAAGCCUAAAAAUGAAAAUAAAAUUUCCAAAGCCAAAAGGGCGUAUGUCUUAAGUUAUACGCCCUUUUGGCUUUAGAACACUGAAAAUUUAGUUUUAACUUCCCGUUAAGGUGUUUUUCAUUCUAUACAUACAUAUUAUGGAUUUUAACUCCAAUUUUACGCAACGGAAUCGGUGGUUUGAAUUUUUAGGCGAGUAGAGCAUACCUACGCUCGCGCUAAAAGUAUACAAUUAAAUAAAAAUAUAUCUUUUAUUGCAGCUAUAGCGGGCAAGAAAUUAUUAUAAUAAUCCGAAGUUAAAAAAUACUAGAAAAAACUAAUAUCAAAAUAGGGAAAUAUUAUUGGGGUACAAUUCCUGCACCUUCUCUACGUACAUCUUCUACAUUUUCGUCUGAAAAAAAAGAAAUUUAUAAAAAAUAUAAACAUUCUAGUACGCGAAAAAAUUUUUAAUUCAUAUGCUUUUUUAAACAUUGGUCUGUCCAAGACGAUGAAAAUUCAAAGUUACUACCAUCGAAAAUGUUGACUUUUUAAAAAUUUUUUUUAUACAAACCUUCUCCGGACAAUUUUGAAGACUGUUUUUUAAAAUUUUCAAAAAAUCCUGAUUUUUUUUUAUACGUCCUUUUGGCUUUAGACCGAUAAUUUCCUAAAGCCAAAAGAGCGUAUAUCUUAAGAUACGCCCUUUUGGCGUUAGUACGUCAAAAAUUUUUUUUCUGCAGAUCUUUACGUUUCGAGCGAUUCUAGAAAGAAUG
Cotesia glomerata is the source of this 4176-nucleotide messenger RNA. Its product is annotated as probable serine/threonine-protein kinase DDB_G0288147. Gene Ontology annotation, molecular function: ATP binding; protein kinase activity. Bases 320 to 3322 code for a protein of 1000 amino acids. Gene Ontology annotation, biological process: protein phosphorylation. Lineage: Eukaryota; Metazoa; Arthropoda; Insecta; Hymenoptera; Braconidae. The record is from RefSeq and is a predicted model, not a curated record. The transcript has 4 exons.